GCUCCCCCCGUCCUCCCUACCUCCUUCCUCGCACCUCUCUCUUUCUCCAGCUGUUGCUAGCUGUCCCCCUCUUCCCUCAUCAUGUGAACCCCUCUUCUCCUCCCCGUAUCUUCCACAGCCCAUACAGCAAAAGAAAAUUCAACCGCCACCCCUACCACAUCCACCAUAAUAAGGAGAGAGAGAGAGCGAGAGAGAGAGAGAGGCACAAACCAGUGACUGAUAUUCGAAUUCGAGUUGAAAGACCUCUCCAGCUACCCAUCUCACAAUCCUUUUCCCACCAGGCUUCAGCUCUCAGCUUCCAUUACAUUGCCUGGCCGCCGGUCUAAGACCAAGCUCCCUUUUCUGACCCUCCUUGAGAGAGAGAGAGAGAGCUAUAUGGCUCAGCUCCCUCCCAAGAUCCCCACCACCUUCCCCCCCACGUGGCCCAACUUCGGCCAUCACCGUCCACCUUUCUCCUCCAUUCCCACCCCCGCCGCCCCCUCGCCGCCGGCUCCCAGCUCCCAGCCCUCAUGGGUUGACGAAUUCCUCGACUUCUCCUCCGCCAAACGCGGCUCGCACCGCCGCUCCGUCAGCGACUCCAUCGCCUUCCUCGAGGCCCCGCUGGCGGACGACGCCGCCGCUGCAGCUGAAUUCGACCGCCUUGACGAGGACCAGCUCAUUGAGUCCAUGUUCUCCGACGACGUCCCGCCCCCGUCAUCCUCCUCCCCCCGUGCUGCGCCACCCCUCACCUCUUCCAACCCCUCCACGCCGUCCGACCACAACAGCAUCAACGACGACAAGCCUGCCGCAUCCUCCGACCACCAGACCACGAUGAGCAACGACUUCGCUGCGGAGGCGCAGAGCGCUUGCAAGGCCGAGCCGAAACCAGCCACCGAACCGGAGCACAUCGUCGACCCCAAAAGAGUCAAGAGGAUAUUAGCCAACCGGCAGUCGGCGCAGAGGUCGCGAGUGAGGAAGCUGCAGUACAUAUCCGAGCUCGAGCGCAGCGUCACCACGUUGCAGACCGAGGUGUCGGCAUUGUCGCCUCGGGUUGCAUUCCUCGAUCACCAGCGCUCGAUUCUUACGCUGGGAAACAGCCAUCUGAAGCAGCGGAUUGCAGCUUUGGCCCAGGACAAAAUCUUCAAAGAUGCCCACCAAGAGGCAUUAAAGAAGGAGAUCGAGAGGCUAAGGCAAGUCUACCACCAGCAGAAUCUCAAGAAAAUGUCUGCUCCCACCUCUGAUCCCGCUAUGCGCACAGAAAAAGAGCUGGUUAGCUGACGCACCACUGGCUCGGAAAGAAAAUGCUGCACAGUAAUUUGUUGAUUAGGGAUUGAUCGAUCAGGUGAUGGUGUUCAUUAAGUAGGAGAAAUUGUGGUUACGUUGGUGGUGGUACGUAAAUGUAUUAUUAUAUUCUUUGUGUAUUUCAAUUUCAUCUAUGAUUUUUUCCUUUUUUUUAAAAAAAUAUUAACCGUCACAUGGUGGUCAUGUGUGUGAAGUAGUCUUAAGGUUUGGUAACAUCAAAAAGAAUGCCACAGGGCAUUGUGUAUUAUUUUGAUGAAUGUUUUUUUCUUUUUAAUGCAAAUAUUCCACUCAUUUUAUUUUUUCUUGAAAUU
Elaeis guineensis (African oil palm) is the source of this 1592-nucleotide messenger RNA. Its product is annotated as basic leucine zipper 6. Gene Ontology annotation, biological process: positive regulation of DNA-templated transcription. Gene Ontology annotation, molecular function: DNA-binding transcription factor activity; DNA binding. Gene Ontology annotation, cellular component: nucleus. Lineage: Eukaryota; Viridiplantae; Streptophyta; Magnoliopsida; Arecales; Arecaceae. The record is from RefSeq and is a predicted model, not a curated record.